AUGGAACCCCCGCAGACACCUGGCCCUGUUUUUGCGAUGCGAGCCUUCAAAAGUGCUAUCUGGGGAACGCCUGCAGGUGAGGGGAACGAAAGUGAUCGUUCAGUGAUUACGGGGAGCCCUGAGAAAUCUACGCUUCGUAACAAAAAUAGUACCAUGAAUCAGCCGAUCCCGAUUAUUCAACUACAGCAACAGACAUUUGAGAAGCCAGUGUCUGACUCGACAAAUCAAUUGAGCAUGUCCCCUACGAAGAGUAUUCUUGUCACGCCCGGUACAAUUUCGAACAGACGGAAAACCGUAUCGUUUGGGGAAACAGCUGUGCAUGGCGACUUUGAACGAAACAAAACUCUGUCAAGGAGCAAUAGCACUUCGAUAUCACCCGCAGGCUCCGUCUCAAGUCAAUGGAUGUCUAGUCAAUCGGAUGGAAAGUCACGACCUCGAAGUAGGCUCACUCAGAGUCUGCUCGAUGCAAAGGAACGAUCUGCAGAGGAACCCAGCAAACAGAACAAGUCUAUUCGUACCGAAGAGUCUUCGGAGAACAAUGAUCUCCCCAGCAACAUAAAGGCGACGCUGACCGAGAGACUUGAUGAUACCAUUGAUCUCGAAUUCCCUCGGUCACAGUCUGGUCAGUACUGGAAGACUGAAUUUGAGAAUUAUCGAAAACGGACCAAUCUGGAAAUCAGCAAAUUGAUACAGUACCGCUCAUCGGCGCGGUCCUUUGCGCGCAAGAAGGACGUUGAGGCGAUGCGCCUCAGGGAAGAGUUGCGCAAAGAGGAGGAAAAAGUCACAGCCAUGGAGCGUCGCGUGACAGAGCUGGCCUCAAACAUGAUGAGCGAGAAGGUUGAUGACGAAAGAGAAAGAUUGGUUCAGGACCUUACGAGACAGACGGCGUUGGCAGUUCAAUACAAACAUAAGGUUGACACCCUACGAAGAACUCUUGAGCGCCAUGGAGUAAUCGGCAGCCCAGAUGAGCAAACCGACUCUGAGGAAUCAGCUAGAGACAGUCAAUUCGAAAUUAACAUGCUGAAAGAAGCCCUCCAAGACGCGAAUAGAAAACUUGAAGAGAGGAACCAAGAUAACGAUAUCGAGAAGCUUCGGAAUCUCGCAAUCUCAUCCGAACGCAAAGUGUAUGAACUUGAAAAGGAAAAUGCUGCAUUGAAACGUACCAUAUCACGUGUGAAGGGCGAGAUGGGAAAGUACGAAGAACGACGAACUGAGAAGGAAACCAAAUUGAAACUGCGCAUUGAGAAAUUGGACCUGCGAUGUGCCGACUACAGACAAAAAAUGAACAAAUAUAAAGUUGCCAUUCACGAAGAAAGGAACAUAUACCGGCAGGAAAUCGAUGCAUUGAAAGAAGAAAUUGCCAGGCUCAGUCCUUCAAGGAGGCGCGUCUCCCUUGAUGCUUCGCACCGUCUUCUAGAAAAACCUUAUGCAGGAAUUCAUGUCCAUGAUUUUGGAGGUGACGAAAAUACUCGAAAUCCUGUGGAUAGAGAUGAUGAAAUGCUACAGAUAAUUCAAAGUAUCGAAGAACCGGACUUUCUCGGAACAGACGAUUAA
Talaromyces amestolkiae is the source of this 1554-nucleotide messenger RNA. RefSeq lists its product as uncharacterized. The coding region runs from base 1 to 1554 and encodes 517 amino acids. The transcript is spliced from 2 exons. NCBI's taxonomy places the organism in Eukaryota, Fungi, Ascomycota, Eurotiomycetes, Eurotiales, Trichocomaceae. The record is from RefSeq and is a predicted model, not a curated record.